GAGAUUGAUUCCCAAUGCGGGGAAGGCGUUCGUUAUCGUUCCUUUAAACUGCGUUAGAUGAAGGCCGUGCUGGAGUACUCUGGGGUACGUGCGCUGAGGCCGUGAACCUUGUGAUGAAAUUAUUGAUUUUUAAGAGCGCGUCGCUGACGUGACGGUGCCUCUGUUGCACCUCGCUGCGUGCAAUGGCAUUGGGGAUUCUCGAGCCAAAGUCCACGUCAACGCCGCCGCCGGGGACAGAACUGCUCGUCGAAGAUGAGCACAGCGCUGGCGGCCAUGCUGGCUUGAAACACGCAGGAAAGAACAACGACAUCAUUCUCGUCCCCCAGCCUUCAGACGAUCCGAAUGAUCCUUUGCUAUGGCCGCGCUGGAAAAAAGAAGCCUCCUUCGCCUUCCUCUUUUUCAACUGCAUCAUCUUCGCCGCAUGCCCGGGCCCAAUGAUCGCACCGGCGACCGUCGCGCUGGCACAAGAACUCGAUGUGCCCGUUAAGAAAAUUGCUCAACUGUCGGGGUACCAGCUCCUCAUCGUCGGAGCCAUGGGUCCACUCGUAUCCGUCCUGGCCCAGAAAUUCGGCAAACGCCCACAAUUCCUCUUCGCCGCCUUCUCCGGCCUGCUGGGGACCUGCAUCUGCAUCUCCUCUUUUUCCCACCACCACUCUCUUUCCAAAGCCUACACCAUCCUGCUCGCCGGCCGCAUGGUCCAAGGCCUCGGCACCACGGCCUUUGAAUCCCUCUCCGUCGCCGCCAUAGGCGACAUGUUUUUCCUGCAUGAGCGGGGCCUGCGGACGGCGCUUCUCGUGCUGACGCUGGCGUGUCUGAGUUCCUUUGUGGCCAUCAUCGCGGGAGUCGGGUUCGAGACGCUCGGCGCGAGGAAUCUGUUUGUCAUGUUGGCGCCCAUUCAAGGGUUUGGGACGCUCGGGGCGGUGCUGUUUAUGCCGGAGAGUCAGUUUAAGAGGGAGGAGGAGGGGAGGGGUAUGGUUGAGAUUGCGGAGGCGCAGGUGGGAGGGGAGAAAGAGACGGGUGGUUUUAUGUCGGAGAGUGCUGUGGGAAGCAGUUCGAAUACUCCGACGACGCCCAAGACGGCCGUUCAGAAGAAGCGUAGUUUCGUGCAGGAUUUGAGGGUUACGAGUGGGUCGUAUAAUGGGGAGGGUGUGGGCAAGUUGCUGGCGGAGAUCUUUGUUCAUCUGCUCAAUCCGGCGGUCAUUUGGAUUCAGCUGGUUUCUGCCGUGCUGGUGUCCUUCUUCGUCGGCACCGCCUACACGCUCGCCCAGACCUUCACCCCACCCCCCUACCGCCUCACCGUCUCGCAAAACGGCUACUUCUUCACGGGCGCCCUGAUCGGCGGCCUGCUCGGCGUCGCCGCUGGUCCCCUCUGCGACUUCUCCGCCCGCACGCUCGCGCGCCGCAACCGCGGCAUCUACGAGCCCGAGUUCCGCAUCCCCGUCUGCGUCGUCGCCGUGUGCGUGUUUGCAUUGGGGUGGUUUUUGUUCGGGUGGGCGGUGGAUGAGGGGGGCAAGGGAGGAUUGGCGCCGGGGACGGUGGUGAAGGUGGCGAGUUUUUGUUAUGGGGCUGUGGGGUUGGGGACGAGUGUUGCGAGUACGAGUGGGGGGCUGUAUAUUCUCGACGCUUUCCGCCCUUUUUCGACUCAAAUCUUCAUCCUGCAGAUGAUGAUUAAGAAUUUCCUCUUCUACGCGUUCAGCACCUUCAUCAAUGAGUUUGCGGCCGAGCGGGGGCCGGGCCAUAUGUGUAGGGUUUUUGGCAUCGUGACGGUGUGUGGGUUUAGCACUUGUGUGCCUAUGUAUGUGUUUGGGAAGGUGAAUCGCGUGUGGGUGCAUGGGAUGUGGCGGAGGUAUCUGGGCGGGAAGUGAGGGAGCUGGCGGCGGUUGAUAGGCGACCGGUGUCGGUGUGAUUCCCCGUCGCAGAUGGAUUGGACAGAGAAGGAAGGACUCUGCAGUUGUUGGCGUAGACGGUGACACAGCAAAAGGAUUUAGGAUUCGGUACAGCUCCUCGAGACGUUCUGUGUGCGGUGCAGUGAAGGCUGUGUGCGACGUGGCUGUCGAUUAGAGCAUUGCAGCAGGCAGCAGGCUUGCUAUGAAGGAGAGGCUGGUUUACUACAUCACCUCACCUCACUAUGCUGUUAUCAACAUCGCAAGCACGGUGCAAAGGACAAAGAUAUCGUUUCACUAUAUCCAACGCGAGCAUGCACAAGCACAACAUCGCUACUGAC
This is a messenger RNA of Westerdykella ornata, 2224 nucleotides long. Its product is annotated as MFS general substrate transporter. The record is from RefSeq and is a predicted model, not a curated record. The transcript is spliced from 7 exons. The coding region runs from base 183 to 1865 and encodes 560 amino acids. Gene Ontology annotation, biological process: transmembrane transport. NCBI's taxonomy places the organism in Eukaryota, Fungi, Ascomycota, Dothideomycetes, Pleosporales, Sporormiaceae. Gene Ontology annotation, molecular function: transmembrane transporter activity.